Triplophysa dalaica is the source of this 885-nucleotide messenger RNA. RefSeq names its product NADH:ubiquinone oxidoreductase complex assembly factor 2 (gene ndufaf2). The coding region runs from base 84 to 572 and encodes 162 amino acids. NCBI's taxonomy places the organism in Eukaryota, Metazoa, Chordata, Actinopteri, Cypriniformes, Nemacheilidae. Gene Ontology annotation, biological process: mitochondrial respiratory chain complex I assembly. Gene Ontology annotation, cellular component: membrane. The transcript is spliced from 4 exons. The record is from RefSeq and is a predicted model, not a curated record.
ACAAGGUACUAGUGCAUGUGUUUGUUAUGUAUGUGCACUUGAACAGUAUAUUUUGACAGAUAUUUGUCGUUUAACUGUAAGUUAUGAGCCGCUUUACCUCUAUCUUGCGAAGAACAUUUGGAGUGGUCAAAGAGCACGUCGGUACGGAUAAUUUUGGAAAUAAAUACUACAACGUACCCGAGCAGAAGACAUGGACAGGAAGGGUUACUCGGCAUAGACGCCUGGUGGAAGCUGCCAAUCCAGCAGAGAUGGAGUACUCAUGCAGCAUUCCCUCUGAAUGGGAUGCUUGGAUCAGAGGCAGACGGAAGCACCCGCCUACUAUAGAGGAGUUGCUGAGGAAUGAACUCUAUAGGGAGAACAUAAAAAUUAAAGCUGAAGAAGUAGAGGAGAGGGACAAGGCCCUGCAGUCCAAAGAGUACAAGGAAGGUUUGGUGGCUAGUCCUGUUCAGGCUCAGGUCAAAGGCCAUGCUUCUGCCACACUGUUUGGACAGUCUGAAGUCAGCGAGGAGCCUGUAAGCACUGCCAACACAUUCCAGCCAGGGUCCUGGGCAUCUCCAGGAACCAAAAAAUAGGACUAUUAGAAGCCUUCUUAUGAGCCUUAUCAUGUUUCAUUCAGAGCAGAAAUACUAAGAACUUUGUGAGAACGACUGUGUAUGUUGAUUAAAUAGUUGUGUAACGUUAUAUUAUAUAUUGAAAUGACUAUAAAGAUGACUUAUAGUCUGGAUAAAUCAAACUGUUGACUUUCAGAGAACAUUGUUAUUCUUGCUGUGGAAUAUUUAUGCCAUAGGGUUAAAAGUAUUUGAGUGGAUCAAUAUAUGCUUUUGUUGGUCUGCUUCAACAUUCUGCAUCAAGUUUUGUAUAGUUGAGACUAGUUUGAAAAAGGUG